CUGUGUGCGAGACACUAGUCACUCAGUUGAUCUGUGUGGAAGCCAGUGAGUGCGGAGUCGAGGAAAUAUCGCGACAAGAGUGGGACUUUCAGUUAUUGGUCAUCUGAGCGAGAUUUUGCAAUUUCACGUGACAGCUGGGCUGACGAAACGAUUCACCGACCUACGUCACUGCACGAGUCGGUAGUAGUCUUUGGUGUCCUUCAGUAAUCUUUGUGCGGGGGUCAGUGUGGCACACAACUGUUGGCAGCGCUAAAUUUCUGCAAGACAAGUGGUCUGUAAGCGGAACUUGGAAUGCCUAACAAGGUUGCGGAAUCAGAAGAAAUGGCAUCGUCUCCGCCAAUCCUGUAUCGUGACGAAUCGCAAACGGAUAAAUUGUCAAGAAAAAUUAAAGAAGCGCCGUUCGUACCUAUUGGUCUAGCUGGUCUUGUUGCGGCAUGUGCUAUUGGUGCUUACAAGUACCGCCAUCGUGGACAGAUGUCUACAUCAGUGUUCCUGAUGCAGCUUAGAGUUGCUGCACAAAGUAUGGUUGUUGGUUGCAUGACUCUUGGUCUUGGAUAUCAGAUGUACAAAGACUACCUCAGUCCUGACCGAAAGAAACCAUCAGAAUGAAACUUUGUUUCAUAUGUAUGACAGCUGCAUUGUUUUAGUAUUUGCAGCUCUGACAACAUUUUCAGCUCACCUCAAUGAGGUGGUUCUGGUAAUUUAGUGAUUAUUGGGAGAAAAUGUUGUCCACGAGUGUUGCGAAUAUUUUUCUUUCCUAGAUGCUGCAAAUAUUUUGCAUAUUUAUUUCUGCUGUAUGAAUUGUAUCUGAUAUUAAGUAUAGUUCCUGCUUUAUGUGAACUGUUGCAAUAAUUUGUGAGAAGAGGAGAUACUCGAGUUGUGAAAUGAAAUGACAAGACCUGUUCUGCAUCAAGUUUGUGUGUGUGUGUGUGUGUGUGUGUGUGUGUGUGUGUGUGUGUGUGUACUGUAUGCACUUGCUUUUCUCUGAUAGUAUACAAGACUAGUUAGAUGCAAAGUAUAUCAGCACAAAGAGAGGCUGUCAGUUGCACUAUUGCAAUUAUUUGAAAUUGUUAUUCAUGCCAUUUUCAAUUAAUUAAAAUCUAUGCUGUAUGUACAGGCCAAGUGAUCAUAAAUAGUGCAGAGUUUUACAUUACACUCUAUCCUUUAAGCAGAUCAUUGCUUCAGUGCACUAGAGAAACAUGUGAUCUAAAAGUCAUAAAUGUACAGAUUCACAAAGUGUCAGGUGUUAGUGUCUUCAGAUAUUUGCAAAUAUAAAUUGCCAGAUAUUAGCUUUGAUGUAAGUUUUAACUUUUUUGUCCUGGUUAGCUGUUCACAUGAUAAAUGUUCAGUAUUACAUAAUAAUUACAGUCUUUGUUAAAACUGUGUGAUGUUAAACAUUAAUACGUUAUCACUGAUUACAUAUAUUGUGGGAAGCAAGUGUGAGAAAAUGGAGUACUCUGUGAAAAAAAUCUGUAUUACAUUGUGAUAGACUUGUUGAGGUACAAACUGCUACUCCUAUUUGUCAAACAUCAAUAAAUUUAAAUUACAUCAUCAUAAUCAUCAUAUAUGUAUUACAUAUGUAUACUUCAUCUCUGGAAUGGAUAUUUUAUUUCUAGAUAAUGAUGCUGUUGUGGAAUAAAAAAAAUAUUUAUUUUAUGGAA
This is a messenger RNA of Schistocerca americana (American grasshopper), 1661 nucleotides long. RefSeq names its product HIG1 domain family member 1A, mitochondrial-like. Lineage: Eukaryota; Metazoa; Arthropoda; Insecta; Orthoptera; Acrididae. The record is from RefSeq and is a predicted model, not a curated record. The transcript has 4 exons. The coding region runs from base 292 to 609 and encodes 105 amino acids. Gene Ontology annotation, biological process: mitochondrial respirasome assembly. Gene Ontology annotation, cellular component: mitochondrion.